CUACCUUCCAUACUUACCGGACACGGGCUACAACUUUAACGGAUUACUGUGGAAAACAGCAUCAGCCGCGACAUCGAGUUCCCUCCCUUCCGUCCUCCCUGGCGCCCGCAGCAGAAAUGCGCCGCCGUUGUCACGACGGCACCACCAAUGUCAACCCUCCCCAAUGGCGCCGCCACCGCCCGCUCGACGACCAAGAUGCCUGCCCCGAGCAGCACUAACAGCAGCAGCGGCAACGGGCUGCCCUCUCGCCCUCCGCCCGCCGUGACCCCCUCCCCCAAGAAGGACGACGACAACAGCCCCUCUGCACCCCUCCACCGUGCCACCUCCCCCGCCGAGGUCCGCGCCGCCCUCUCCGCCCUGCACGCCCGCGAAGCCUCCCUCACCGCCCACCUCUCGACCCUCCUCACCGGCCACGCCAGCCUGACCCGCUCGCUCUCCCGCCUCGACAACCUGCGCGCGGGGCUCGGCGCCCAGGUCAUCUCGGCGCGCAGCAUCUCCAGCAACAUGCUCGCGUCGGCCGCCGACACGGCCGCGCGCCUGUCGGGCCGCGUGCGCGCGCUCGACCUCGAGAAGCAGCGCGUCGAGGACACCCUGCGCGUCGUCGAGCAGGUCGCCGAGCUGAAGGCGUGCGUCGCCGGCGUCGUCGGCAGCAUGGGCGCCCCGCAGGACUGGGAGGCCGCCGCCGGGUACAUCAGCCGCGCCGCGAAGGUGCCCGAUGACAUCGUGCGCGGCGGCUUCGCGGCCGCCGUCGUGCCCACCGUCGAGGUGCCCGAUCCGCCGUGGGUUACGCUGGAGCAGGCCAGAGAGAGCCUCUGUGCCUUGUUUAUGAGGGAGUUCAAGAAGGCCGCGGCGGAGGGCGACGCCGCCAAGGUGACGAGGUUCUUCAAGCUGUUUCCGCUGAUCGGGCGGGGCGAUGUCGGGCUGGAUGUUUAUGGGCAAUAUGUGUGCCAGGGCGUGGCCGGCGAGGCGAGGGCGUCGCUAAAGGAGGGGUCGGCCGUUGCAGGUGGCAAAGGAAGGAAGGACGGGGUGUUCUAUGCGAACGCCCUGACAAGACUUUUUGAUCACAUCGCGCGCAUCGUCGAGGCGCACGGCGGGCUCGUAGAACGACACUACGGCUCGGGCAAGAUGGUCAAGGUCAUCGAGAGACUGCAGAUGGAGGCCGACGUCCAGGGCGGCAUUAUUCUGGACUCGUGGAGCGACGACCGCGCAGUCGACCGGAGGCUCACCGACGUCAGGAGCUACCCUUUCUCGUUCCUGAUGCAGAGCUUCUUGCCGCAGAACCGCGGUUUCGGAGGGACGCCGCGGGUGAACUCACCGGCUCUUGGCGGCCAAACUAACGAUGCGCGCGACAGCGAAGACGAGGGCGUCAACAUGAGGGAGGUGGACGCAUUGCUCGUCGAGAUCGCCGUGAUGCUCGAGAAGUGGUCCGUGUACUGCCGCUUCCUCGCUGGGAAGUGUAGGGAUCCCGAAUCACCCGACGACGCUCCGCUCACCCUUCCGGACGUCCUCAUCAAGUCCAACCUGAGCCGGAAGGUGUUAGGGAAGCUCGUGGAGCCGUGCAACUCGCUGACCACCUUCUUCUUCCGACGGUCCGUCGAGAAGGCGUUUCAGCUGGACGAGUCACCCUCCGGGCUUUCGUUGAACAUGAGCAAACCCAUAGACAGCAACCCCCCAUUCAUCAUUUCCGCAGUUGACGUGGUCAUGUACAUCGUCAACACCGUCAUCCGAAGAUCCAUAUCCACCUCUCAACGAGCCGUUAUCGACUCCGUUAUCGCCAGCAUAUCCAGCAUCCUCGGGGCCGACUUUGUCGGCAUGAUCCAGCGCAAGAUGCGCGACGACUCAUACCCGCGAGCCGCCGUCCAGGGCAACCUUCCGCCCGAGGACAAGGUGGUCUCGUUUAUCGUCCUCAUCAACAGCCUUGACAUGGCCAACGAGUACCUUGCCCGCAUCGUCUCCAGCUUCCUCAACCCGUCCCAAGAGCAGCACGCGAAGCCCCUGCACGAUGCCUUCCCCUUCAAAAACGAAGCCGCCGAGGUCGCCCUCCGCCUGAACAACCUCAACGCCUCAUUCUCUGCCAAGACCACCGAGCUGAUCAACGAAGGCGUCAGGGUGCUCUUCAGCCAGGUCAUCAAGCCGCGGCUGCGGCCCGUGCUGACCGACACCUUCCGCGACGCCGACUACACGCUCAGCGAGGACGAGCUGGCCGACCUGGCGGCGCAGAACGGCCAGACCGAGGACGAGGUGCUCGACCAGGUGCCGCGCGUGUUCGAGCACGGCUGGGACGCCCUGAUGCGGCCCGUCGCGCGCCUGCUGACGCCCCGCACCUACACCACGCUGCUGGACCUGACGGCCGACUACCUGGCGCGCGUGCUCGAGAAGCGCGUGUGGAGCUACGCCGGCGGCAGGACCAGCGCGUACGGCGCCAUCCGCAUGGAGCGGGACUUCAGCGGCAUCGUCGGCGUCAUUAGCAAGGGCAACUACGCCGUGCGCGAGCUAUUUGGCCGCACGGCGCAGGUCCUGAUGGUCGCCAACAUGGAGGACGAGGAGUGGGAGGAGCUGGCCGCGGAAGGGGACGGCGGCGCGGGGAUGCAGUGGGUGCUGACCGAAGAGGAGCGGAGGAGGGCCAGGAGCAUCGUGAGGAGUUGAUGAGCAGGAUGCAGUUGGGCGGUGGUUCAAAGACAUAGACAUACCCCCGCCAGCGGUUCGCUGCGCAUGCUACUAGGCUUGUAGAUCUGCCUCGAGCUGGCUGCUUGGCCGUACGAAAUCUGUUUGAAUCCCGCGGCUAGAUCAAGUUCUACGCGAAUCGAUAACCAUUGCUGUUUGCCCACCUAAUCGGUGUGUCCUAGCCCAGGCCGUGGCUAUUGAAGGCUUGGAUGUAGCGUUCAGAAUUCUCUCCGACUAGAUUAGUCUCAAAAGACGCUCGAUGCAGAUAGCAAAGUUUGUG
Molecule: messenger RNA, 2944 nt
Organism: Thermothielavioides terrestris NRRL 8126
Lineage: Eukaryota; Fungi; Ascomycota; Sordariomycetes; Sordariales; Chaetomiaceae
Exons: 2
Coding region: 148-2646 (832 amino acids)
Source: RefSeq, a predicted model, not a curated record